Molecule: messenger RNA, 1428 nt
Organism: Mesorhabditis spiculigera
Lineage: Eukaryota; Metazoa; Nematoda; Chromadorea; Rhabditida; Rhabditidae
Source: the annotation of a GenBank genome assembly
AUGCGCUUCGGGCUGCUCCUCGCCGCGGCGGCGCUCGUCGUGGCCGCAUAUGGCCAACAACACCACGGCCACACCCACGAGGCCCCGCACUCGAAGUAUGGGCGUGAGGUGAACGAGCAGGCAGCGGCCGAGGCGGCUGCCCACGACCACGGGCACUCACACGCCGGAGGAAAGUGUCCGCAUGCUCAUAGCCACGAUGCCGCCGAUCACGGACACUCCCACGGAGCUGAGGACCACGGACAUUCCCAUGGCGCCGAGGACCACGGAAACUCGCACGGAGCCGAGGAGCACGGACAUGCCCAUACUGGUGGAAAGUGCCCGCAUAGCCACGGAGCCGAAGAUCACGGACAUUCGCACGGUGCUGAGGACCACGGAAAUUCGCAUGGUGGCCAAGGUCACAGUCACGGAGCUGCGAAGGCGAAACGAGAAGUCCAUCCGGCUGAUAGUCACCAAUACGAAGGAGCCCUCUCCUUCAUGAACGACGCCCGGACCAGGCUGUGGGUGCACGCGCUCGGCGCCACGCUCAUGAUCUCGAUCGCUCCGUUCCUCAUCCUGCUCUUCAUCCCGAUCCAGGCAAACACUUCUGACUCUGGGCCGCUGCUCAAGGUGCUGCUGGCUUUCGGCUCCGGCGGUCUGCUCGGUGACGCCUUCCUCCAUCUGAUCCCGCACGCUCAGCCACCAGCUGAAGAAGGCGGCCACGGACACUCGCAUGAACAUCACGGCCACUCCCAUGGCCCUCAUGAUAUGAGCGUUGGUGGAUGGGUUCUUGCCGGUAUCAUCGCCUUCCUGACCAUCGAGAAGCUGCUCCGAAUCCUGCGCGGCGGUGAGCACGGACACAGCCACGGAGGGAACGGACAUUCCCACGGCGGUAAUGCCAAGCAAUCUGACGACGAGGAAGAGGAUGAGAAGAAGGGAGGCAAGAAGGACAAGAAGAAGGUCGAGAAGAAGGCUGAUGCGCCCAAGGAGCACGAGGGAAUUAAGAUUGCCGCCUACCUGAACCUUGCCGCCGACUUUGCUCACAAUUUCACCGACGGCCUGGCCAUUGGAGCCUCGUUCAUCGCCGGAACUGGAAUCGGAAUCGUUACAACCAUGACCGUCCUCAUCCACGAGGUCCCCCAUGAGAUUGGAGACUUUGCGAUCCUCGUCCAAUCCGGAUACACCAAGACUCGCGCCAUGAUGAUCCAGCUGGUGACUGCUCUCGGCGCCUUCUCUGGCUGCUUGCUCUCACUUUGGUCGGCUGACGGAGCUGUCGCCGAUGCUGCCUCGGCCACCUGGGUUCUUCCCUUCACUGCUGGAGGCUUCAUCUACAUCGCCACCGUGUCCGUCAUCCCCGAACUGCUCGAGAACUCUUCGCUGAAGCAGACGGUGCUCGAGAUCAUUGCCCUGCUCACCGGCAUCUACAUGAUGUACCUCAUCGCCAUGUAUGAG